This is a messenger RNA of Rhodofomes roseus, 1910 nucleotides long. Its product is annotated as MFS general substrate transporter. Gene Ontology annotation, cellular component: membrane. The coding region runs from base 48 to 1721 and encodes 557 amino acids. Gene Ontology annotation, molecular function: acetyl-CoA transmembrane transporter activity. The record is from RefSeq and is a predicted model, not a curated record. NCBI's taxonomy places the organism in Eukaryota, Fungi, Basidiomycota, Agaricomycetes, Polyporales, Fomitopsidaceae. The transcript has 14 exons.
AGCGUGUCGCGCGCGUACCGACCACUCACAUUCCUGUCGUUUCUACCAUGUCUGCUCAUCCUGACGGCUCGACUCAACACACCCGACGGCGGCAGGCGCACCAAGAUGCAUCUGCAGAGAAAAAGCUACGGCCCGACGCUCUCGCGACCUCGCUAGAGAGCAUCUCAGUGCGGCCUCGAACACCGAAGACCACGCGGAGUCGCCAGUGGGGCGAAGACGGGUCCAUGGACGAGGUUGAGCUAAGCUUGCUGGAUAAGGGCGAACUGCCGCAGGAUGGGACCGGCGCGAAGGAUGUGAAGCGGCCCAUGUCUACGCGGGAUAGACGGUCAAUUACCCUACUCAUUGUAUUAUAUUUAAUCCAAGGGUUUCCUCUGGGCCUUGCACUAGGAUCCCUGCCAUUCCUUCUUAGAGAACACCUGUCAUACUCGCAGCUCGCCACCUUCUCUCUUGCAAGUUAUCCUUAUUCCUUGAAGCUAUUCUGGUCGCCUAUUGUCGAUGCAGUAUUUACUCCCAAACUCGGUCGGCGGAAAUCCUGGAUUAUUCCCAUGCAGCUUCUCGUUGGCUCCAUCAUGACGAUAUUGUCGUUCACCGCCGAUGAGAUGAUGGAAAAACCAGCAGAAUACAUUAACGUACUGACAGCGGCAUUUACCACACUUGUGUUCUUGUCUGCCACCCAGGAUAUUGCGGUAGACGGAUGGGCACUUACGCUCCUGUCCGAAGACAACCUGUCAUACGCAUCCACUUGCCAAACUAUAGGCCUGAACACAGGCUACCUUCUAUCCUACACGGUGUUCCUGGCGCUGAACAGCACGGCGUUUGCGGCAAAAUGGGGCAUACCACGCCUCGAAUUGAGCACAUAUCUGCUCUUCUGCAGUAUGGUAUCAUUCGGCACGACGGUGUGGUUGUUCUUUGAGAAAGAAGACGAAGAUGACGAUGUCGACAUGAGCAUCAAGUCCGUCUAUAAGACAAUGUGGACCAUCUGCAGCCUAAAACAUGUUCAAACACUGCUCACCGUGCAUCUCUUCGCCAAGAUAGCAUUUCAAGCUCACGACGCCGUCACGUCACUCAAGAUGGUCGAGAAGGGCCUUGGGCGUGAGGACAUGGCAAUUGCUGUCCUAAUCGACUUCCCAUUUUCGAUUUUGGGUGGCUUGUUAGCGGGACACUGGUCCCGAGGCGACAAGCCGCUCGAUGCUUGGAUCAACUCCUACUGGCCGCGCCUGGCUCUCACACUCGCUUCAACCUUGACGGUGUACUACUUCCCGACACCACCAAUCUCCACUGCGUUCUUCGUUCUCAUCAUUGUCGAGACUGUCGCUGCCUCAUUCGCCUCCACGAUUCAAUUCGGUGGUAUGGCGGCAUUCCAUACGCGAGUCUCUGACCCAGUCGUCGGUGGUACCUACAUGACACUGUUUGCCACCUUCUCCAACCUCGGCGGAACGUGGCCUAGAUACUUCGUCUUGAAGGGAGUGGACUUCUUCAGUGUCGCUAGCUGUCAAAUCGGAGGCGAUAUUGUAGUCCAAGCCACCGAGUGUGUUUCUGAUCACGGGAAGGCCGCAUGCGCACAGCUGGGUGGUGAAUGUGUGACGGAACAAGACGGAUACUACACCGUAUCUGCGAUCUGUUUGGGUUUGGGUUUGUUGUCUGUGGUAUUCUAUAUGAUCCCUACUGCUCGGAAACUACAAGCUAUUCCUCCCAGCAGAUGGCGCGUCUUCUCCUCAUGAGGCAAUAAUUCACAGUAGUUGGGGAGAGGAAUAUACUGUACUUAUUUUGAUACGGAGUGAAGGGCGGACACAUUCUUUGACUCUGCAGGGAGCGGGCAUUGUAUCCACAUGUAAAGGCUUGUAAAGGUGACCACAGUAGUUCAGCAGCGGUUACCAUGACUAGUUCGAGGACAAAGAGGUUGUUGUGUG